Phytophthora sojae is the source of this 264-nucleotide messenger RNA. RefSeq lists its product as hypothetical. The record is from RefSeq and is a predicted model, not a curated record. The coding region runs from base 1 to 264 and encodes 87 amino acids. The transcript is spliced from 2 exons. NCBI's taxonomy places the organism in Eukaryota, Oomycota, Peronosporomycetes, Peronosporales, Peronosporaceae.
AUGGCCAAAAAUGUACGGGAAGGCAUUGGAGCUGCUCAUCACAACACUGAGCCCGGUGGUGCUGGCUUGCUGGGGGUGGCGACAUCCGCGUCGCUGCCAUUUAAGAAGCGCUACGCACCGACAGCGGGCGACUUUUUCAUGGUCGUGGACAGCGACGUCAUCUUCGCCAAGAAUCUGGACAUGUGGAACAUCAUGGCCGAAGCAAUCGAUGUGAUCGACCCACACAUCUACGGACAGGGCGCGUCGUGGUACUGCCCGAAGUAA